This is a messenger RNA of Penicillium canariense, 3183 nucleotides long. It is a transcript of the gene chsB, whose product is annotated as chitin synthase class II. Gene Ontology annotation, molecular function: chitin synthase activity. NCBI's taxonomy places the organism in Eukaryota, Fungi, Ascomycota, Eurotiomycetes, Eurotiales, Aspergillaceae. Bases 1 to 3183 code for a protein of 1060 amino acids. The transcript is spliced from 4 exons. The record is from RefSeq and is a predicted model, not a curated record. Gene Ontology annotation, cellular component: cell septum; cell periphery.
AUGAACAGCCACCCACCAUCCAGUUACGGUGACGAGCCACCAGCCUAUUUGGGCUAUGAGGCGUCCUCGUACCUUUCCGACCCGGAAUCUCCUAGCGGUGCGCCGCGACAGAAUGGCGCGACGAUGCGAUUGCUUCCCACCAGCGGCGACAUCGAUGGUGAUUUGAGUAGCAGCCCGCGGGCUCCCUCGCCAUUGCAGCGUCAAGCUGAUCAUUCUGAUUCAACUAUAACCGGGCAGGCGCCUGCAUACGAUGACCGGUAUUACAACGUACCCAGCGCAGCGUCACCAUCACGUCCACCGUCCAGCUUUGGGUAUGCCCCCAGUAUCCCGCCACCAACCGCUAGUCUAGCAGAUAGCUCAGUCUAUCCGUCAAUUCCCGCGCGAACAGGGUCGCCCACCCGCCCUUGGAGCCCAGGUCAUGUUCGACCUCCCUCCGUGUCGAGUGUUGGCUAUGAACGCGCCGAUAUCAAUGGUAGUCCGCGUCCCGGAACGCCCAGCUCAAAAUAUGGAGGCAGCCCUAGGAGACCUCUACCUCCGGCUCCCCUAUUCUCUGGACCUGCGCCGUCCAUGGGAGCAGACUCCAGCAUCGAUAUUGGAGACCGCAAUAGUGGAGAGGACCCUUUCGGUGGCGGUGGCCGGUCCAUCAACCACACCUCCCGCGGGAGUGUUCGAUCAUUCAUGAGCGAGUCAACUGUUAUGGGCGACGAGAAGGACGAGAUGGCCAAGGUCGAUCUGGAAGAAGAAGAGGAUGACGAGUCGUCCAUGAUCGAUCCCAAUCUGCAUUAUGGACCUGCGCCCGAGAAGCAAGGCCGCCGUGGUGUCCGCUCUACCCAGAUGGCUAAGAAGGAGGUCCAGCUAAUUAACGGCGAGCUGAUCCUGGAGUGCAAGAUCCCGACGAUUCUGCACAGUUUCCUCCCCCGCCGGGACGACCGCGAGUUCACGCAUAUGCGGUACACAGCCGUGACUUCCGACCCCGAUGACUUCACAAGCCGAGGCUACAAGCUGCGCCAACAGAUUGGCAGCACUACGCGUGAGACGGAGCUCUUCAUUUGUGUGACCAUGUACAACGAAGACGAAAUCGGCUUCACCCGCACUAUGCACGGUAUCAUGCGCAACAUCACCAACUUUUGCUCACGUACUAAGUCCCGCACUUGGGGCAAAGACGGAUGGAAGAAGAUCGUGGUCUGCAUUGUGGCUGACGGCCGUAAGAAGGUGCACCCACGCACUUUGAACGCGCUGGCCGCACUUGGUGUUUACCAAGAGGGCAUUGCGAAGAACAUUGUCAACCAGAAGGAAGUUACGGCCCACGUGUACGAAUACACGACGCAGGUGUCUCUCGAUUCGGACCUGAAGUUCAAGGGUGCCGAGAAGGGCAUUAUGCCUUGCCAGGUCAUCUUUUGCCUGAAGGAGCAAAACAAGAAGAAGCUGAACUCCCACCGAUGGUUUUUCAAUGCCUUCGGCCGUGCCCUGCAGCCUAAUAUUUGUAUCUUGCUUGAUGUGGGUACCAAGCCCGAGCCGACCGCCUUGUACCACUUGUGGAAGGCAUUUGACCAGGACUCAAACGUCGCUGGUGCCGCCGGUGAAAUCAAGGCCGGCAAGGGCAAGGGCUGGCUCGGUUUGCUCAACCCGCUUGUUGCCAGUCAGAACUUCGAGUACAAAAUGUCCAACAUCCUGGAUAAGCCUCUGGAGUCUGUAUUCGGGUACAUCACUGUGCUUCCCGGUGCGCUGAGUGCCUACCGCUUCUUUGCGCUGCAGAACGAUGCCGACGGCCAUGGCCCGCUCAACCAGUACUUCAAGGGUGAGACGAUGCAUGGCCAAGACGCCGAUGUGUUCACUGCCAACAUGUACCUUGCCGAAGACCGUAUUCUCUGCUGGGAGCUUGUCGCCAAGCGGGAAGAGAGAUGGGUGCUGAAGUUCGUCAAGAGCGCGGUGGGAGAGACUGAUGUGCCGGACACGGUACCUGAGUUUAUUUCACAGCGUCGUCGUUGGCUGAACGGUGCUUUUUUCGCGGCUGUGUACUCGCUUUUCAAUGCUAGGCAGAUCUGGAAGACGGAUCAUUCGCUGCCGAGGAAAAUCCUGUUGCACAUCGAGUUUGUGUAUCAAUUCUUCAACCUGUUGUUUACUUACUUUGGACUGGCUAAUUUCUACCUUGCUUUUUACUUCAUCGCGGGCUCGCUCACUGACGAGAAGCUUGAUCCGUUUGGCCACAGCAUGGGCAAUAUUAUGGGCUCCGUUAAUGAUUAUUCAAGUGCCAAAAACCUGUACCUCUCGGGCAUCAUUGUGUACGCCAUCAUAAUGCUCUACACAGUCUUCGCCGCGUUCUAUCUAACGGUCAAGGAGCUCAUGGCUCGCGCUGGCAAGGGCAGUGACGACUUCGACGUCAGCGAUUCGCUCAUGGUCAAUAUUGUCCUGUCCAUGCUGUCCACCGUCGGCCUCUACUUCUACACCUCCUUCCUGUAUCUGGAUCCAUGGCACAUGUUCACCUCAUCCGCGCAAUACUUCCUGCUCAUGCCUAGCUACAUCUGCACGCUGCAGGUAUACGCUUUCUGCAACACACAUGAUGUCACAUGGGGAACAAAGGGUGACAACGUUAUCAACACAGACCUCGGUGCUGCUAAGGUCAUCAACGGGACUACUGUGGUCGUCGAAAUGCCCUCGGAACAACUAGACAUUGACAGCGGGUACGAUGCCGCGCUGCGCAACCUCCGCGAUCGCCUGGAAGUGCCUGAGGCCCCUGUUUCCGAGUCCCAAAUGCAGGAGGACUACUACCGCGCCGUGCGCACGUACAUGGUGUCUAUAUGGAUGGUUGCUAAUGUCAUCCUCGGCAUGGCCGUCUCUGAGGUCUACGGCGUUGACGCGGGCGGCACGAACAUCUACCUGUCCAUCAUCCUCUGGUCCGUUGCCGUCCUCGCCGCUGUCCGUGCCAUCGGGUCAACGACCUACGCCAUCCUGAACCUCGUGCACAAAAUUGUGGAGGGGAAAACCAAGUUCGAUGCUGGAAAUAUUACCAAUUUCGCGCCGAGUUCAUUUGGCGGGAGCAGCGUUGGCGGCGGCACUUCCGAAGGAGGCAGUUCCUCGCGCCCGAUUCGGUACAGCGGUGGGCCUAGCUUUAAGGACCGCAUUGCGGAGGCUAGGUGGAGUGUCGGCCGGACUUUUGGCAAAGCUAUGUUCUGGCGGAAGUAG